CAAGAUGAAAAGCGAAAAGGACAAGGAGGCACUAUAUCCGGAUUUAAGAAUCGCGACUUUCCUUUCUCUCUCUAAACAUUCUCUCUCUAGAAACCUACAGCCAAACCCUCAGCACACUUCACUGUGACAACAAGAUCUAACCCUGAUACAAUCUCUAUGGAGGAACAAGAGAAGGGUUUGUGUGGAACAUCAGAAUCCGCAGUGAACCAUGAGGGGAAAGUGGGGGGUGAAACCCUAGAAGGGUCUGUGGAUUAUAGGGGUGAGGUUCAGAUGGAUGGUUCAUUCUCGGAAGAGUUGGUUGGAGAGGGUGGGGAUUGUAAUGGGAAGGAUGUAAUGGUGGAGGUUCUGGGGUCUGAUUUGUACAUAGAUGGUGUUUGCACGCAGGGAAAUGGUGCUGAGCUGAGUGGUGAAGUGGGUGGUGGUAGAUCAGUUGAGGGUUUUGGGGAGGAUGUGUGGUCUGGAGAGGUAGGUGGUGGGGACUCUCAGGGUGUAGAAUCUGAAGAAGGUAGGAGGGAGAAUGUGGCAGUGGAAGGUAGGACCGCAAUGAAUGUGCCCAUGGAAUUGGAUAAUGUGGUGUUGGGGAGGGAAGAUAGAGAUGAAGCAGUUGUUGGUAGUGAAGUUGAUGUUGCAUCUUCACAGGAGGAAACUGUUUUCGAUAAUAGAGCUCAGAAAGAAGUGGGGACAGCAAUUAGCAAUAUCGAAGAUCCUAAUGUUGCAUACAUUGGGGUUGAGUGCACAAAUGUAGUGGAUGGGGGGGCCUCAGAUCACAAGGUGACAAAUAGUAGAUGUGAGGAUGGUUUAGGAUGCCAGUUAACAGGUAGUUCUGUAAAAGGAGAGAAUGUACAGAGUGAAUGUGCUGAAAAGGAUAAUGGAGCAACAAGAGAUGGAGAUGGUGUGACCUUAGACGAAGAGAAGAACAUUGCUAAAAUGCAUAGUGGUAAAAUAUUUGAGAAAGAAUGUAUCAGUGACAAAGUUGAAUUUGAGGAAAAGUUAAAUUCAGAUGUUGAACAACCCAUGGAGAUUAAUAGAGUUGAUGAAGACUCCAAUAAUGUACUAGAAGAAGUGGUUGGUGGAACUGAUGUUACAAUGGAUGAGACUCUUCCAACUUCUGAGGAAAAACAGUGGUUGAGAAAAUGCACUAAAAGAGAACAAACGUCCGAGUCUAUUCAGCUGAAUUCAGACACAGGGCAGGGAAUAGUUGAUAAGGAUUUAACAAAAGAAGAGGAAUUAAACAACGAUGUUUCUGAAGCUAAAGGAUGUGGUUUGCUGAAGGGGACAGAAGUAGAAGUCGAAGGUCAACCAGAGACAGAAAGCACUGAAACAAAGAACCAGACUUCAUAUAUUGAAGAUGACACUCAAAUUGCAGACCAGGAUAAGCUUGCCCUGAUGGAUGCUGGAAAGGACAAAGUCCAUGAUGACUCUAAUAUUAGGCAAAAUGUUGAAGUACAAACUGGCAUGUCUGAGCAGGUUGGUUCAAAUGGAGCUCAGGAACUUGAAGAAUUUGUUGAAGCUGGACAGAGAAAAAUAGAGGGAAGAGUCACGAGACGGUCAUCAUUAAUGAAGGCUGUGAAUUCAGAACUAUCUCAUGCAAGAUAUUUGCUGCCAAAAGAAAAGGAAAGCAACUUUUCUGUGUCAAAUAUGGUUUGGGGAAAGGUGAGAAGCCACCCAUGGUGGCCUGGGCAGAUAUUUGAUCCCUCAGAUUCGUCUGAAAAGGCAACGAAACAUUAUAAAAAGGACUGCUAUUUGGUAGCAUAUUUUGGGGACAGAACAUUUGCUUGGAAUGAAGAAUCUCAGCUAAAACCCUUUAGGACACAUUUCUCUUCUAUUGAAAAGCAGAGCACUUCAGAGUCAUUUCAGAAUGCUGUAGAUUGUGCUCUAGAUGAAGUAACAAGACGAGUAGAAUAUGGGCUAUCAUGUUCUUGUAUACCCAAAGAUACCUACAACUUAAUUAAAUUCCAGACUGUAGAAAACACAGGGAUCCGACCGGAACUAAGUGUCAGACAUGGGGUGGAUGAAUCUCUAAAUGCAAGCACCUUUUCACCUGAUAAGCUUGUAGAGUACUUGAAAAAACUAUCUGAAUUGCCAACUGGUGGGUUUGACCGUUUGGAGCUUGGGAUUGCUAAGGCUCAGCUGCUUGCAUUCUAUCGCUUCAAGGGUUACUCUUGCUUGCCAGAAUUACAAUAUUGUGGAGGUUUUGACGAUGACAUGGACACCUUAGUUCAUGGUGAUGAGAAUAAGGCUAUUAAUUACAAGAAUGAUGGUCAAGUGGGUUCUGGAAAUUUAAAAUCCCAAAGCAGCUCUCGCCGCAAACGGAAACAUAACUUGAAGGAUAUUAUGCAAGAAACACCAAAGGAAAGAAGCUUGUCUGAACUAAUGGGUGGGACUCUAGACGCUCCUGAUGGUGAAUAUUGGUUUGAUGAGAAGGUAACUGAUAAUCCUGUUUCACGCGGCCGUCCUAGGAAAAGGAGGACUGUUGAUCACUAUGGUGAUGACUUUGGGCAGCAAGAUGGAAGGAAAACAAUUUCUGUUGCAAAAGUUUCUAACACCACAAAGCCGUCAUUUUUAAUUGGUGACCGAAUUCGUAGGGUUGCUAGUAAACUUACUGGUUCACCCACUGUGGUGAAGAGUUCUGGUGACCGGUCUCAGAGGACAGAUGGUAGCACUGAAGGCAUUUAUGGGAAUGAAUUCGAUGUUUCCUUUGAUGAGGCUGAGAGGUCAAGUAUGGUUGUUACAAUAGAGUAUUCAUCUCUGGAUGAUUUGCUAUCUUCACUUCAUUUGGUGGCACAGGAACCUCUUGGAGAUUAUCGCUUCCUGAAUCCUAUUAUAAGUUUCUUCUCUGAUUUCAGAGAUUCAAUAACUGUGGCUGAUGAUGCUGUAAAAGAUAUCUUUUGUACAGAACAAGUUGGCACUAAAAGGAAGCAGCCGCCUGUAGGUGGGUUGCCUGAAACAUUUGAAUUUGAAGAUAUGAGUGACACAUAUUGGACGGACAGGGUCAUUGACAAUGGCAGUGAAGUGCAAGCAGCACAACUGUCACAACCAACCCAACCAGCACGGAGAAACCGUAAAAAGGACUAUGAACUUGUUUCUACCGAGCAAGGGAAGUCUGUUCCAGUUAGUCGAAGGCCCUAUUCCAGGAAACAGCAUUCUAACAGUAAUCAUGUUGAGGUUCCUCAAAAGCCUGCUGGUUAUAUAAAUGAGAAUGCCCCUGCUGAACUUGUUAUGAAUUUUGCUGAAUUGGGUUCUGUUCCCUCAGAAACAAACCUUAAUAGAAUGUUUAGGCGUUUUGGACCUCUAAAGGAAGCUGAGACAGAAGUUGAUACAGUAAGCAGCCGGGCAAGAGUGGUUUUCAAAAAGUGUUCUGAUGCAGAGGUUGCUUGUAGUAGUGCUCAAAAGUUCAACAUAUUUGGUCAAAUACUUGUGAAUUACCAGCUUAACUAUACUCCAAGUGCAUUGUUCAAAGCUUCGUCUGUUGCUACAACCCAGGACCACGAGAUGCAUUUUGAUCUCUCCAAUUUUGAAGUUAAUCUUGGGAGUGUUGAUGAUGAUGUCGUGGCAAGUUUGACUGAAUGAACAGCGAAAGCAUAUUUUCACCAAGUGGCCUCUGUAGUAGGUAGGUAACCGGAGAAUGUUAAUUCAUCUGGUCAUCCAUUUUUCUGUUAAGAGAUAUUUUUGGUUGUAUCAUUCCUUUUAUUGUAGUUCUGUAGUUUGUAAUUCAUUUUCUAGUUUUCUGUAUAGCCUUGUCACUGACCCUCUUUUUGUAGUUGCCAUCAUUCUCCAGCCUGAUUGUUUUCAAUUCUCUAGUCUGAACACUGGUUCUGUAUCAAUAUCAAUGCUACAUAUAAUAGUCAUAGGCAAUUAUAGUUAACCUUUAGUUGUUGCUA
Molecule: messenger RNA, 3881 nt
Organism: Vigna angularis (adzuki bean)
Lineage: Eukaryota; Viridiplantae; Streptophyta; Magnoliopsida; Fabales; Fabaceae
Exons: 4
Coding region: 157-3570 (1137 amino acids)
Source: RefSeq, a predicted model, not a curated record